AUGGCCCAGAAAGAAGAGGCCGCUGCGGCUGCUGCAGCUGCUGAGCCCGCGGCGCCCGCUUCCCAGAAUGGUGAGGAUCUGGAAAACCUGGAUGACCCUGAGAAGCUGAAGGAGCUGAUUGAACUGCCUCCCUUUGAGAUUGUCACAGGGGAGCGGCUGCCCGUCAACUUCUUUAAGUUCCAGUUCCGGAAUGUGGAGUACAGCUCCGGGCGGAACAAGACCUUCCUGUGCUACGUGGUUGAAGCUCAGGGCAAGGGAGGCCAGGUGCAGGCCACCCGGGGGUACCUGGAGGACGAGCACGCCGCCGCCCACGCCGAGGAGGCCUUCUUCAACACCAUCCUGCCCGCCUUCGACCCGGCCCUGCGCUACAACGUCACCUGGUACGUGUCGUCCAGCCCCUGCGCGGCCUGCGCCGACCGCAUCAUCCGGACCCUCGGCAAGACCAAGAACCUGCGCCUGCUCAUCCUGGUGGGGCGCCUCUUCAUGUGGGAGGAGCCCGACGUGCAGGCCGCCCUGAGGAAGCUGAAGGAGGCCGGCUGCCGGCUGCGCAUCAUGAAGCCCCAGGACUUCGAGUACGUCUGGCAGAAUUUUGUGGAACAAGAAGAGGGUCAAUCCAAGGACUUUGAGCCCUGGGAGGACAUUCAGGAGAACUUCCUGUACUACGAGGAGAAGUUGGCGGACAUCCUGAAGUAG
Messenger RNA from Neomonachus schauinslandi (Hawaiian monk seal), 693 nucleotides. RefSeq names its product apolipoprotein B mRNA editing enzyme catalytic subunit 2 (gene APOBEC2). The transcript has 2 exons. Gene Ontology annotation, molecular function: cytidine deaminase activity; RNA binding. Lineage: Eukaryota; Metazoa; Chordata; Mammalia; Carnivora; Phocidae. Gene Ontology annotation, cellular component: cytoplasm; nucleus. The record is from RefSeq and is a predicted model, not a curated record. Gene Ontology annotation, biological process: cytidine to uridine editing. Bases 1 to 693 code for a protein of 230 amino acids.